AGCCUAACUUCUCAUCUACAGGUACCUUUUAAGCGGCGCAACAGAACAUUAAAUACAGCAUGUUCGGAGCUGACACAGUGUGCAGCAGGUGUCUCACUAAUAAAGGCAAGGUGCUCUCUGCCUCCAGUCGUGGCCUCCCCAGCGGCUUGCAUCGCCACAACCCAGCCCAGUCGGAUCAGGCACCUGUCGGACAGUUUGCGUGUCCCGGCCAUCUCAACUUCUUCUUUCCUCCACACCACGAUCCUGCUCUCGUCUCAGGGUCAUUCAAUCACCAUUAUUCGACAGAGGCAUUCACCAUGGGCAAGUUCAGCUUCGGAAGCAAAAAGGGCGGCGACGAAGACGACGGCGGUCGCAGUAGCCUAUUCAGUCGAAAGAAGUCGUCCCCUGCCCCUCAAUCCGACAACCCUUAUGCUCGACAACCCUCCCAGGCCGACCCAUAUGCCGACCCUGCGAAGAUGACCGCCUAUCAGAGAGCUCGAGCUGGCCUCGACCGACCGGCAGGGCCCCAAGGAGGCAACGGAUCAUACGAAGGAGGACCUUCUGGGGCACCUCGCCCUCAAGCACAAAACACGUAUCCGUCGUCCUCAUCCUCGCCAGGGCCAAAGAGCGGUGGAGGGUACGGCGCACCUCCUCCUCAACAGGGCUAUGGCAGUGACCGCUAUGGUUCCGGUGGUGGAUACGGCGGCAAUCGAUACGAAGCGCCCUCCCAGAACCAGUACAAUGCCCCGGCAGCCGGUGCUAGAGGCCCUGGCGGCUAUGGCGGUCUUGGUUCAGUGAACAACGACGAGCCCGACAGCAACCGCGACGCACUCUUCUCUGGAGCUCAGGAGCGCGCGCAAAGACACCCGCCGCAGGCGCACGAUCCGCCCCCGACUUAUUCACAGGCCGGCGAUGCCCCAGCCGGCGGCGCCCCGGCCAGCGGCGAUUACGGGGGCUAUGGCGAGCAAAGGGAGCUCACGGCUGAGGAGCAGGAAGAGCAAGAAUAUCAGGCCAUCCUGGCGGAGAAGAGGAAGAUCCAACAAGAAAGUGCUGGCUCCGUCAAUCGCUCCCUCUUGGUCGCACAGCAAGCCACUGAGGUUGGGCAAGCCACCUUGGCUCGCCUGGGAGCACAAGGCGAGCGUUUGCACAACACCGAGAAGCACCUCGAUCUCGCAUCGAACCAGAACAAGAUUGCGCAGGAUAGGGCAGCCGAACUCAAGACGCUGAACCGCAGCAUGUUUGCGGUCCACGUGGGCAACCCCUUCACUUCCAAGCAGCGACAGAUGAAGGAGGACGAGGAGGUCCUCGAGCGCCAUCGCUCCGAGCGAGAGCAGAGGGAGGCUACGCGUCGAGACGGCUAUGCCGCGAACCAGCGGAUGGAAAGCAAUUUCAAAGAUGUGUCGCGCGGGCCACAGGUUCGUCGAACUGGCAACAAGAACUACGGCAAAUAUAACCUUGACGACGAGGAUGACGAGGCGCGGCAGCUGGAGGACCAAAUCGAUGAUGGUAUUGAUCAACUCAGUGGCCAAGUCCACCUGAUGAACCGCAUCGGUAAGGCCAUUGGCCAAGAGGUCGACACCCAAAACUCGCAAAUCAACCGCAUCAUGGACAAGAGCGAUGCUGUAGACGAUCAAACAAGGAUGAACAGAGAGCGGCUGGCUCGUAUCAAAUAGAGGUGUUCACUUUACACCAGAUUCAGCAUUGGGAACUACGCGCUUGCGCGGCUGUCGCCUACGGUAGCUGGGUCGAUCUCUCCCUGGCUCGUCAUAAGCACACUCGCAUAUCAAUAUACUAAAGGGUUUCUUUUGCCGUUGUACGUAGCUUGGGAGUGGGUGCCCCCUGGCUCAGACGUACCAGGUUGCUUUGGAUAUGGAAGCUCCCAAGACACGACGAUAAUAAAACCUCAUGGCCCACCUGGUGAAGGGCGAUUUCGUCAUUACCAAAUACCGACAUGUAGCAAUUUUGAAAAUAAACUACAGCACGCCG
Molecule: messenger RNA, 1965 nt
Organism: Emericellopsis atlantica
Lineage: Eukaryota; Fungi; Ascomycota; Sordariomycetes; Hypocreales; Bionectriaceae
Exons: 3
Coding region: 60-1652 (530 amino acids)
Biological process (GO): vesicle fusion; exocytosis
Cellular component (GO): SNARE complex; plasma membrane
Molecular function (GO): syntaxin binding; SNAP receptor activity
Source: RefSeq, a predicted model, not a curated record